GCUAUUUCUUAUUGCGGGCUUCUGGGGACUUAGCGAUGCCGUGUGGCAAACACAAAUUAAUGGUAGGUUCAUAUAAUAAUCAACAUACUAUUUUCAUUGCUAUUUUAUUAUUCUUACUUUUAGCAUUGUACGGUGUUUUAUUUUCAGCCAGCGAUGAGGCGGCAUUUUCGAACUAUCGUUUAUGGGAAUCAUUAGGAUUUGUUCUGUUUUAUAUAAUAACACCGUUUAUACAAAUACGAAUUGCAUUGAUUAUAUUACUGAUAUUUUUAACACUUGGAAUGACCGGUUAUAGUAUCACAGAAUAUCGUUGGAGAAAGACCAUGAUAAGUAAUAAAAUAUCGUCUCAUUAA
This is a messenger RNA of Didymodactylos carnosus, 350 nucleotides long. The record is from the annotation of a GenBank genome assembly. Lineage: Eukaryota; Metazoa; Rotifera; Eurotatoria; Philodinida; Philodinidae.